Molecule: messenger RNA, 516 nt
Organism: Saccharomyces kudriavzevii IFO 1802
Lineage: Eukaryota; Fungi; Ascomycota; Saccharomycetes; Saccharomycetales; Saccharomycetaceae
Gene: POP5
Product: RNA-binding protein POP5
Exons: 1
Coding region: 1-516 (171 amino acids)
Biological process (GO): tRNA 5'-leader removal
Cellular component (GO): ribonuclease P complex
Source: RefSeq, a predicted model, not a curated record
AUGGUGCGUUUGAAAAGCAGAUACAUCCUUUUUGAAGUCCUAUACCCUCCUACGGACGUCAAUGUCGAAGAAUCUAUGUCUAAGGCCGACAUUUUGCUAGCACACCAUAGGGCAUCGCCCGCGGAUGUGUCCAUCAAGUCUAUAAUUCAAGAGGUACGACGUUCGCUCUCGUUAAAUCUGGGCGAUUAUGGGUCUGCCAAAUGUAGCUCUCUCUUGCAGCUGAAGUACUUUUCCAAUAGGACAUCUACGGGAAUAAUCCGGUGCCAUCGGGAGGACUGUGAUCUUGUCAUCAUGGCAUUAAUGCUGAUGGCAAGAAUUGGCGACGUCGGCGGGCUGAUCGUGAACCCUGUCAAGGUAAGUGGGACCAUCAAGAAAAUAGAGCAGUUUGCUGUGAGAAGGAACUCUAAGAUUUUGAACCUGAUCAAGAGCAGCCAAUCAUCGCAAUUCAGCGAUAAUGACUUUCUUAUUAACGACCUUGAAAAAAUUGAAAACGAAAACGAAAACGAAAAUGACUAG